AGGCAUGUGGAGCGAACUGUAACAACAGGCAGCAUUUGCACGGUACAGUCAGUACACAUAGCCUUAUACCUUGCGCACACGAACCUUUAGCCUUGUCUGCGACCAGGUGUACUGUGAAGAGCAUUUUCGCUCUUGGGCGUUCAAUGUUAAAUUUAUCCUUUCGGUUCGUGCAAAGAACCAAAAUGUCAUCUGUUUUAAAAUAUUGUAUACGCGGAACAGACUCGUGACAGCAGGAGGCAACACGAAGGGUGGACUGGAACUAAGCACCUCGGCCACCGUUUUUGCAGGAACGGUGAAUCGCGACAAAAGCUGGUGAACAUCAGCGGACACCGGAUCAAGACUGGAAUUGCACUUGUUAUGAAACAUUCUCCAGCGCCAGAAGCAAACUCUGAUUAUUAUUCUCCAGGAAGAAUAUAUCAGCGGUCGGUUUCUGAAAAGUCAUUUUGUAGUUUGUAUGCACUGUGUUAAAGCGGUGGUGGGUCAGAGACUGCGCUGCCGCCAUAUUGAGAUGAGGAAAAGCACUUGAGUGACUGGCUGGAGCUGAACUGACAAGAGACCGAAGCUUGCUAGUGAGUUGGGGGGGCUGCUGUUGGUGACGCAGGAAAACACCCAAGAGCAGACAAAAAGAAAAAAAAGAAAAAGAAAAAUCAAAAGGAAGCGAGAUCAUCAUUACAAGCAUAUUAGAAGCGAGGACACUCCAUACUCAUCCAGAUGAAUUUUUUACAACGAUUUUAUUAAAUCAAAGUCUCUGGAAUAAGUUGGUGAAUAGACGGAAAGUCAUAUCUAAUUCCUGGUUAUGCAAUGGUCUCUGCAAAUCGCCCAGUGCUUCAGGUGCUGCAUUCGUAUACAGAUGUGUGCCGGCUCUCUGCUAUCACCAAGGAGACAGUGAUCUCUUCCCUAGUGACAGCGACAUAAGCGGACAAGAUUGCAAAGAUCUGCCCCGUGUCGAGCAUGACAGCCACGACCCGUGGCUCUCCCGUGGGAGGGAACGACAGCCAGGGCCAGGCUCCGGACGGGCAGUCCCAGCCCCCGCUCCCCCAGAACCAGACGUCCUCUCCCAGCUCCUCCAAUGAGAACUCUCCGAUCAGCCCGCCCGAAGACCAGGGCCAGGGGGACAACCCCCCUCAGCUGGAGGAGGAGGAGCCAGCCUUCCCCCACACUGACCUGGCCAAACUGGACGACAUGAUCAACCGCCCCCGGUGGGUCGUUCCAGUUUUGCCAAAGGGUGAAUUAGAAGUUCUUCUUGAAGCUGCUAUCGAUCUUAGUAAAAAAGGACUCGACGUCAAGUGCGAAGCCUGCCAGAGGUUCUUCCGUGACGGCUUGACCAUUUCCUUUACUAAAAUCCUCACCGAUGAGGCAGUGAGUGGCUGGAAGUUUGAGAUUCAUAGAUGUAUAAUAAACAACACUCACCGCCUGGUAGAACUGUGUGUGGCCAAGCUCUCUCAGGACUGGUUCCCUCUUCUCGAGCUGCUGGCCAUGGCCGUCAACCCCCACUGCAAGUUCCACAUCUACAACGGGACCCGGCCGUCCGAGACGGUGCCCGCCGGGGCGCAGCUGGCCGAGGACGAGCUCUUCGCCCGCCCCCCCGAUCCACGCUCCCCCAAGGGCUGGCUGGUUGAUUUAAUAAACAAAUUUGGGACAUUAAACGGGUUUCAGACACUGCACGAUCGCUUCAUGAGCGGACAAGCUCUCAACGUUCAGAUCAUUGCCGCGCUCAUCAAGCCUUUCGGGCAGUGUUACGAGUUUCUAACGUUGCACUCGGUAAAGAAGUACUUCCUUCCAGUUAUAGAAAUGGUUCCCCAGUUUCUAGAAAACCUCACAGACGAGGAGUUGAAAAAGGAGGCCAAGAACGAAGCCAAAAAUGACGCUCUGUCAAUGAUUAUCAAGUCGUUGAAAAACCUCGCUUCACGGGUACCUGGGCAAGAAGAAACGGUGAAAAACUUAGAAAUUUUUAGGUUAAAAAUGAUUCUUAGGUUAUUGCAAAUUUCCUCUUUUAAUGGAAAAAUGAAUGCACUAAAUGAAGUAAACAAGGUUAUAUCAAGUGUUUCCUACUACACUCAUCGGCAUGGCAACCCAGAGGAGGAGGAGUGGCUGACAGCGGAACGCAUGGCGGAGUGGAUCCAGCAGAACAACAUCCUGUCCAUCGUGCUGAGGGACAGCCUCCACCAGCCGCAGUACGUGGAGAAGCUGGAGAAGAUCCUCCGCUUCGUCAUCAAGGAGAAGGCCCUGACGCUCCAGGACCUGGACAACAUCUGGGCGGCGCAGGCCGGCAAGCACGAAGCCAUCGUCAAGAACGUGCACGACCUCCUGGCGAAGCUGGCGUGGGAUUUUUCGCCCGAGCAGCUCGACCACCUCUUCGACUGCUUCAAGGCGAGCUGGACGAACGCGAGUAAAAAGCAGAGGGAGAAGCUGCUGGAGCUGAUCCGCCGCCUGGCGGAGGACGACAAGGACGGGGUGAUGGCCCACAAGGUGCUGAACCUGCUGUGGAACCUGGCCCACAGCGACGACGUGCCCGUCGACAUCAUGGACCAGGCCCUCAGCGCUCACAUCAAGAUCCUGGACUACAGCUGCUCCCAGGACCGGGACACACAGAAGAUCCAGUGGAUAGACCGCUUCAUCGAAGAGCUACGAACCAACGAUAAGUGGGUGAUCCCCGCCCUGAAACAAAUCCGAGAGAUCUGCAGCCUAUUCGGAGAAGCUCCUCAGAAUCUGAGAAAGAAAAUACCCAUAAACAUAGAAAAGAGCUUAGCGGGCCAGACGCAGCGGAGCCCGCACGUUUUCUACCGCCACGACCUGAUUAACCAGCUGCAGCACAACCACGCGCUCGUCACCCUGGUGGCCGAGAACCUGUCGGCCUACAUGGAGAGCAUGAGGCAGUUUUCCAAAGCGGAGCAGGCGGAAUUCGAUCCGCAGACCGUCCGGAUUGGCAGUCGCUACAGCCACGUGCAGGAGGUCCAGGAGAGGCUCAACUUCCUGAGGUUCCUCCUGAAGGACGGGCAGCUGUGGCUGUGCGCGCCCCAGGCCAAGCAGAUCUGGAAGUGCCUGGCGGAGAACGCCGUGUUCCUGUGCGACCGGGAGGCCUGCUUCAAGUGGUACUCCAAGCUGAUGGGCGACGAGCCCGACCUGGACCCCGACAUCAACAAGGACUUCUUCGAGAACAACGUCCUGCAGCUGGACCCGUCCCUGCUGACGGAGAACGGCAUGAAGUGCUUCGAGCGCUUCUUCAAAGCCGUCAACUGCCGGGAGGGCAAGCUGGUGGCCAAGCGCAGGGCCUACAUGAUGGACGACCUGGAGCUGAUAGGGCUGGAUUACCUCUGGAGGGUCGUGAUUCAAGGAAGCGAUGACAUCGCCAGUCGAGCCAUAGACUUGCUGAAGGAGAUUUACACGAACCUCGGACCAAAACUACAAGUCAAUCAGGUAGAGAUCCACGAAGACUUCAUCCAGUCCUGCUUCGACCGGCUGAAAGCGUCCUACGACACCCUGUGCGUGCUCGACGGGGACAAAGACAGCAUCAACUGCGCCAGGCAGGAGGCCAUCCGCAUGGUGCGCGUCCUCACCGUCCUGAGGGAGUACAUCAACGAGUGCGAUAGCGACUACCACGAGGAGAGGACCAUCCUGCCCAUGUCACGGGCGUUUCGCGGCAAACACAUCACCCUGGUGGUGCGCUUCCCCAACCAAGGCCGGCAGGUGGACGACCUGGACAUCUGGUCCCACACCAACGACACGAUCGGCUCCGUCCGCCGCUGCAUCCUGACCCGGAUAAAGGCCAACAGCACCCACACCAAAAUCGAGCUCUUCAUUGGUGGAGAGAUCGUCGACCCCGCCGACGACAGGAAGCUGAUUGGACAGCUCAACCUAAAGGACAAGACCUUAAUCACAGCCAAGCUCACCCAGGUCAGUUCCAAUAUGCCUUCAAGCCCUGACAGCUCCUCCGAUUCGUCCACCGGUUCCCCUGGCAACCACGGGACCCAUUACAGCGACGGACCCAAUCCUGAAGUGGAGAGCUGUCUUCCCGGGGUGAUCAUGUCCCUGCAUCUCCGCUACAUCUCCUUCCUGUGGCAAGUAGCCGAUCUGGGCUGCAACCUCAACAUGCCCCUCCUCAGAGACGGAGCCCGAAUUCUCAUGAAGCUCAUGCCCCCCGAUAACACUACUGUAGAAAACCUGCGUGCCACCUGCCUGGACCACGCCAAGCUCGGCGAGAACAGCCUCAGCCCCACGCUGGACUCGCGAUUCUUCGGGCCGUCGCCCUCGCAAGUGCUCUACCUGACCGAGGUGGUGUACUCUUUGCUCAUGCCGGCCAGCGGCACGCUGGGAGAGGAAGCCAGCGACUUCCAGUACAACUUCUUAAAAAGCGGCGGCCUGCCGCUCGUCCUGAGCAUGCUCACCAGGAACAACUUCCUGCCCAACGCCGACAUGGAGACCCGGCGGGGCGCCUACCUGAACGCCCUGAAGAUAGCCAAGCUGCUGCUGACGGCGGUGGGCUUCGGCCACGUCAAGGCGGUGGCCGAGGCCUGCCAGCCCGUGGUGGAGGGGACCACCCCCGUGUCGCCGAUAAACCAGGCGACUCACGACCAGGCCCUGGUCCUUCAGAACGCCCUCCAGAACAUCCCCAACCCAUCGUCUGAGUGCAUGCUGAGGAACGUGGCGGUUCGGCUGGCCCAGCAGAUCACCGAUGAGAACUUCUUCCAGGCUUCCAAGUACAUCCCGGACAUAUGCGUGAUCAGGGCGGUGCAGAAGAUCGUCUGGGCCUCAGGCUGCGGGACAGUCCAGCUGGUCUUCAGCUCCAACGAGGAGAUCAGCAAGAUCUAUGAAAAGACGAACGCAGGUAACGAGCCGGACGGCGAGGACGAGCAGGUGUGCUGUGAGGCGCUGGAGGUCAUGACCCUCUGCUUCGCCCUCAUCCCCACCGCCCUGGAUGCACUGAGCAAGGAGAAGGCCUGGCAGACCUUCAUCAUAGACCUGCUGUUGCACUGCCAGAGCAAGUCUGUUCGUCAGAUGGCCCAGGAGCAGUUCUUCCUGAUGGCCACCAGGUGUUGCAUGGGCCACAGGCCCCUCCUCUUCUUCAUCACCCUCCUCUUCACUGUUUUAGGUAGCACUGCGAAGGAGAGAGCCAAGCACGCAGGGGAUUACUUCACACUGUUACGGCACUUACUCAACUACGCGUACAACAGCAACAUCAACCUGCCCAACGCCGAGGUUCUGCUCAACAACGAGAUUGACUGGUUGAAAAGGAUCAGGGAUGACGUAAAGAAGACAGGAGAGACCGGUGUGGAGGAGACCAUUCUGGAAGGUCACCUAGGGGUCACCAAGGAGCUCCUAGCCUUCCAGACCCCGGAGAAGAAGUACUACAUCGGGUGCGAGAAGGGCGGGGCCAACCUCAUCAAGGAGCUGAUAGAUGACUUCAUCUUCCCGGCCUCCAACGUGUACCUGCAGUACAUGAAGAGCGGCGAGUUCCCGGCCGAGCAGGCCAUCCCCGUCUGCAGCUCCCCCGCCACCAUCAACGCCGGCUUCGAGCUGCUGGUGGCGCUGGCCGUGGGCUGCGUGCGGAACCUCAAGCAGAUCGUCGACACGCUCACCGACAUGUACUACUUAGGUUGUGAAGCACUUACAGAAUGGGAGUACUUGCCGCCGGUGGGGCCCAGGCCCACUAAAGGCUUUGUGGGCCUGAAGAACGCCGGGGCCACCUGCUACAUGAACUCGGUGAUCCAGCAGCUCUACAUGAUCCCGCCCAUCAGGUCCAGCAUCCUGGCCAUCGAGGGCACCGGCACCGACGUGGACGACGACAUGUCCGGCGACGAGAAGCAGGAGAACGAGCAGAGCAACGUGGAUCCUCGGGACGAGGUGUUCGGCUACCACCAGUUUGACGAUAAGCCCUCCCUCAACAAAUCGGAGGACAGGAAGGAGUACAACAUCGGGGUGCUGCGCCACCUACAGGUCAUCUUCGGACACCUGGCGUCCUCCAGGCUGCAGUACUACGUCCCGCGCGGGUUCUGGAAGCAGUUUCGGUUGUGGGGCGAGCCGGUGAAUCUGAGGGAGCAGCACGACGCCCUGGAGUUCUUUAACUCCCUGGUGGACAGCCUGGACGAGGCCCUGAAGGCCCUGGGCCACUCGGCCAUGCUGAGCAAAGUGCUGGGCGGCUCCUUCGCCGACCAGAAGAUCUGCCAGGGCUGCCCUCACAGGUAUGAAUGUGAGGAGUCCUUCACCACGCUGAAUGUAGACAUCAGAAACCAUCAAAACCUCCUGGACUCGAUGGAGCAGUACGUCAAAGGGGACUUACUGGAGGGGGCCAACGCCUACCACUGUGAAAAGUGCAACAAGAAGGUGGACACGGUGAAGCGGCUGCUGAUCAAGAAGCUGCCGCCCGUGCUGGCCAUCCAGCUGAAGCGCUUCGACUACGACUGGGAGCGGGAGUGCGCCAUCAAGUUCAACGACUACUUCGAGUUCCCGCGCGAGCUGGACAUGGAGCCCUACACGGUGGCGGGCGUGGCCAAGCUGGAAGGCCACGAGGUCCACCCGGAGAACCAGGUGAUCCAGACGGAGCCGGCGGCGGCGGAGAACGAGGCCCCCGGCGGGUCCCGCUACCGGCUGGCAGGGGUCCUGGUCCACAGCGGCCAGGCCAGCGGGGGCCACUACUACUCCUACAUCGUCCAGCGGAGCGGGGGCGGCGGCGACGGCGAGCGCAACCGCUGGUACAAGUUCGACGACGGCGACGUGACCGAGUGCAAGAUGGACGACGACGAGGAGAUGAAGAACCAGUGCUUCGGCGGCGAGUACAUGGGCGAGGUCUUCGACCACAUGAUGAAGCGCAUGUCGUACCGCCGGCAGAAGCGCUGGUGGAACGCCUACAUCCUGUUCUACGAGCGCAUGGACGCCGGCAACGCCGCCGCCGAUGGCGAGCUGGCCAAGCGCGUCUCCGAGCUGGCGCUGACCGCCGCCGUGCCGCGCCAGGUCCGGAUGCCCACCGCCAUCGAGUGCAGCGUCCGCAAGCAGAACGUCCAGUUCAUGCACAACCGCAUGCAGUACAGCCUGGAGUACUUCCAGUUCGUCAAGAAGCUCCUCACCUGCAACAGCGUCUAUUUGAACCCGCCCCCUGGUCAAGAUCAUCUUCUGCCCGAAGCGGAGGAGAUGGCCAUGAUUAGCAUCCAGCUGGCCGCCAGGUUCCUGUUCAGCACGGGGUUCCACACCAAGAAGAUAGUCCGAGGCCCUGCCAGCGAUUGGUACGACGCCCUGUGCAUCCUCCUCCGCCACAGCAAGAACGUGCGCUACUGGUUCGCGCACAACGUCCUGUUCGCCCACGUGGCCCGCUUCUCGGAGUACCUGCUGGAGUGCCCGAGCGCGGAGGUGCGGGGCGCCUUCGCCAAGCUGGUGGUGUUCCUGGCGCACUUCUCCCUGCAGGACGGGCCCUGCCCCUCGCCCAUCGCCUCGCCCGGGCCGUCCAGCCAGCCGCAGCCGGCCUGUGAUAAUUUGAGCCUGAGUGACCACUUGCUGAGGGCGGUGCUGAACCUUCUGCGGAGGGAGGUGUCUGAGCACGGCCGGCAUCUGCAGCAGUACUUCAACCUGUUUGUUAUGUAUGCCAACCUUGGUGUUCCGGAGAAGACCCAGCUGCUGAAACUGAGCGUGCCCGCCACCUUCAUGCUGGUGGCCCUGGACGAGGGCCCGGGCCCGCCCAUAAAGUACCAGUACGCCGAGCUGGGGAAGCUGUACACGGUGGUGUCUCAGCUGGUGCGCUGUUGCGAUGUAUCAUCGCGUAUGCAGUCCUCAAUCAACGGUAACCCGCCUCUUCCGAACCCCUACGGCGACCCCAACCUGCCCCAGCCCAUCAUGGCCCUCCAGCAGCUGGUGGCGGAGAUCCUGUUUGUGCGCACCAGCUACGUGAAGAAGAUCAUCGAGGACUGCAGCAACUCGGAGGAGACGGUCAAGCUGCUGCGCUUCAGCUGCUGGGAGAACCCGCAGUUCUCCUCCACCGUGCUCAGCGAGCUGCUGUGGCAGGUGGCGUACUCCUACACCUAUGAGCUCAGGCCUUACCUGGACCUGCUGCUGCAGAUUUUGCUGAUUGAGGACUCCUGGCAGACCCACAGGAUCCACAAUGUCCUGAAGGGUAUCCCUGACGACAGAGAUGGACUCUUCGACACCAUCCAGCGAUCCAAAAACCACUACCAGAAGAGGGCGUACCAGUGCAUAAAGUGCAUGGUGGCGCUUUUCAGCAACUGCACGGUUGCCUACCAGAUCCUCCAGAGCAACGGGGACCUGAAGAGGAAGUGGACGUGGGCGGUGGAGUGGCUGGGGGACGAGCUGGAGAGGAGGCCGUACUCGGGCAACCCCCAGUACACCUACAACAACUGGUCCCCCCCGGUGCAGAGCAACGAGACCUCCAACGGCUACUUCCUGGAGCGUUCCCACAGCGCCAGGAUGACCCUGGCCAAAGCCUGCGAGCUGUGUCCGGAGGAGCGUCACUUAACGAAGCACGAGGUGGUGUCUGAAGAAGACGCCCAGCGGAAAUCGCCCCCUCCACAGCAGCUUUUGCCAGGGGAGGUGGCAGGAGAGCAGCAGCACACUGAGCCGGACGACCAGGAAGCCCCUGACGACCACGACUCCUCUCCCCCUGAAGACACCACCCUGUACCCCAACUCACCGGGAACGCAGUAUCAGCAGCAGAAUAACCACCCCCACGGCCAGCCGUACACGGGCCCCGCCGCACAGCACGUGAACAACCCUCAGCCGCGCCCGGGCCAGCGAGCACAAGAGAACUGGGAGGGAACCGAGGAGGCCCCGCCCACCCAGACGAAAGAGUAACGUCGGUGGGGGCCAAAACCCCUCCCCCCCCACCCACCACCACCACCACCACCACCACCACCACCACCCCAGGGCAGGGGCUCGCCCCGUUCCUCAUCCCCUCUCUCUCCAUAGAGACGCUUGAUCCGAGUGCAAGACCGGGCCCUACGGUUCGCCGCCCGCUCCAGGUCCCGCAUCUCCACACCCGUUAGAUCUCUGUAUUCAGCCUGGAGGCGGAGCCUGUUUCACUGUCUGCCCUGCAGAGCAUUGCUGUCAAAACAAAAUAGAAAUAAAAAUGAAAAAAAGAAUCUAACCCGCCUUCAGUGGGGGGGAAAAGCUGUGUAGAGCUGAAAUAAAACCAGGCCCUGGCGCUUGUGUGUAAAUGGUGAAAGGUGUGUACAUAGUAUGUUCAUGUUCUGACCGUGGUGACAGCGGCAAGACUUUGUGUUUGCGGUUGGAGAUUCACAGACCUUUGAAAACAAACGGAUGAAAGAGAGGAAGAAAAAGACAAUAAAUGUACAAAGGCAAAAAGGAAAAAGAAAGCUUUUUUUUUUCCUUUUAUUUUUUCUUUCCGGUCAGUGGUAACCUGUACGUUGCGGACUGCCUGCGAGGGCAGUUUGAGGAGGACAGACAUUAUCCAUGUCGACCAGCUGGAUCGUGCCAGACAAGGUCCUCUCCUGGAGCUGGGUUUCAGUGCGGGAUAUUGGAAUGGCUGGGUUAGUCUCUGACAUUCGGUUGAUGUGGGGAAAAGUAAAGAUGUCGCGUUGCUCUAGGUCUUUAAUUGCCUUUUCAUUCUGAUAUUAAUUUGGUCUUUUUGCAGCUCUAGUUAACACGCUGUAACAUUUAGCAUGGCUUCACAUCGACUUAGUGUAGCCAGAAACUAUGACCAUAACACAGCAGCAUCCAUAGACCCUAAUUGACAGCGACUCUGAAGAGCCUUUUUUUGGGAGGGGUGGGGGGGUAUUUUCUAUCUCUUUUUUCCUCUUACACAUUGAAGGCGAUAUUUGGAACAAAUGUAAGCAUAAGGGGCUUUUUAAUUGCACAUAUAUUCCUCAGAUUUAACAUUUGAAAGUCAGCUGUGGUGGGACAGUCAACACAUUUUCAAUAAUAGGAAUUUUAAAAAGGAGAAAAUAUAUGCAACAUUUUGCUAUGCCAGGAUUCCUGAUGCAUAAUAGACUGUAUUUGAUGUGCUUGGUUUUUUUUUUCUUUCUUUCUUUCCUUGGGUAGAUUCAUCUCUUACAGUAACUCCUAAUGACUUUCCAGACACUGUAACCUAGACAGUGGUUCAGCCUCAUCAUUUCCCGUUCCUUUCUCACACAGUUCUACCUUUACGCAGGCAUCUUCUUAGAACUCUUCUUCCAUAUGGGUAAAACACACAGCUGGGUUGUAUCAUAAAAUAUCUGCUUGGUAGUCACGUUGCCGCUGUUCUAGGUCUUGCUAAGUGAAGCUUCAUUUAUAUCAAAGAAGGCGUCAGUAAAUACUGUAUUUAAUUGGUAACUUGAAUGUGUAUUUUUUUUCCAAUUUUGUUGAAAAUACCAAAUACCCCUGGCAAAAGGAAAGAAUCAACCCACCCAUAGUAUAUUUAAAUAUUUUGCUGUUUUAUUUUAUAGAAAUUAUUUUGCUGAAUUUCACAAAAAAAAAUAGAAUUUGAUUUAAGAGGAACAUUUUUGUCCUUGUGUUAUUUUUAAAGAGGAUAUUGACUGUACAGUCACGGGUUCUGCGCACUGUUUUGCCGACUUUUGUUUUGGCCAUGGUGUGACAUUGAAUUCUGGAGCUACAGUCGCGAUGUGAACUUUCACUUUGUGAAGUUUUUUUUUGUGCACAGAAAUAUAAAAAAGAAAAAAGCGUUGCGCCCAUUAGCAAGAAUAAAGAAAAUGGAAUCUUGACACUGAAACGGUCUCAUACUUUAUUUAUGGUACAUUGUAAAUACAUUGUGCACGUAACAAAAAAGAGAAACAACUCAUGGAUUAUCAAAAGACGGGGAGCGUCCAAUCUGUGAAAGGACAGAGAAGACAUCUUUAGAAAGCACAUGGAUUUGCGAAACGGUUAGCCUGAAAAUCUGCCAAAAACCAAAUAAGUGGCCUACGUAGAUGUGGUUUCCGUUCUGUGGAAGCGGGAGGAGGAGCUUGUCACCCGGAGCGAAACGUUGCUAGGAGAACCACGAAGGGACAUGGAGGAGCCGAGUUCUAUCGCUUUUCACAGACUGGCCCCGCCCCUUACCCACAAUGCACUACAGGCCAUUUCGUUUUCACAUUAUUCCUUCAGGGUACAAAAAAGCUUUUGUUUUAGCCUGUAAGGUCUUACUAUUUUAUUUUUGCUUUGCUUUUCGUUUCGUUUUGGGUUGAUUUCUCUGUUAGUUGAAUCAGAUGAUUGCCUUCUGUUUUAAUUUUGGAAUCUUUUUGUUCUUUUUCUUGCAUGGAUAAUAUUGAUCCCUUGAUCUGCCUUAGAGCACUGUACAACUAUAGCACACUGUAAAGCUGAUUUGAGAUAAACAAAAGUGAACUAGUGAAUUGUUCCUUGCAGUGUGCUGCCCUCUGACCUUCACAGGACCCCUCUCCUCUCAUUACUGGCUUUGUGGAGCAGUCUACCCGAGUGCCUGUCUGGAAGGGUUUACAAAGGGAGCAGGUGACUGACUCCCGAGUGAAUGCAUAAGACUGCGUACUCCUAGGUUUGCGGUCUCUCCCUUAGCCUCCAGGCUAGCUCCUCAUGGGAAAACGACAUAAAUGUCCUUGCAGCAAGAAAACCCUUGUUCACCACACCCGUUUGUUCAUCUGCACUGACAAAGUGGUUUUUAAAACCUUUUGUUUAUAAAAGUUGACUUUGAUUUUUUUUUUUUUUUUUUGUAUUAACGGUAAGCUCCCUACCUUUUGUUGACUCCACCAACAUUUUGAAGAAUGCAUUGUAAGAGGUCAUUAAAGAUUGUCCUUUUGAA
This is a messenger RNA of Anguilla rostrata (American eel), 11704 nucleotides long. Its product is annotated as probable ubiquitin carboxyl-terminal hydrolase FAF-X. Gene Ontology annotation, biological process: cell migration; protein deubiquitination. The coding region runs from base 952 to 8793 and encodes 2613 amino acids. Gene Ontology annotation, molecular function: cysteine-type deubiquitinase activity. Gene Ontology annotation, cellular component: nucleus; cytosol. The record is from RefSeq and is a predicted model, not a curated record. NCBI's taxonomy places the organism in Eukaryota, Metazoa, Chordata, Actinopteri, Anguilliformes, Anguillidae. The transcript is spliced from 47 exons.